Lithohypha guttulata is the source of this 3567-nucleotide messenger RNA. RefSeq names its product putative NRPS-like protein biosynthetic cluster. The transcript has 2 exons. NCBI's taxonomy places the organism in Eukaryota, Fungi, Ascomycota, Eurotiomycetes, Chaetothyriales, Trichomeriaceae. The coding region runs from base 1 to 3567 and encodes 1188 amino acids. The record is from RefSeq and is a predicted model, not a curated record.
AUGCCUCAAAUCAUGCUUCUUCGCGGCUAUCCUGCAAUGUCUUCACCAAAGACUAACUACUUUGUUUGCACUCUUGGCGAAGCAGCUCAACAAGAUGUGCAAAGGCCCUUCUCAGACGUCAACCACUUGAUCGAUUUGCAGGCAAGUCAAAACUCAGACUUACCCGCCAUUGGGUUUUAUCGAACAACAAAGGAGUCCUCGCAAUCAACACUCGAUCCUCAAAUCUUCACUUUCAAGGAGAUUCGUAAUGUUGUGUCAGCUACUGCAGCUCUGCUGUCGCAACAGCUUCAAGCGCCAGACACACAGACAGUGGGCAUACUAGCCGAUAGCUCUCCCGACUUCCUGUUUGCAUGGCUGGGCUGCCUCUGGCUAGGACACCCGGUUCUUUUGAUCGCGCCACAAUGUUCGUCUUCGGCAAUAGCACAUCUUUGUCAGGCAUGCAACGUAUCAAUUCUGCUCGUGGAUGAAAAACACGAAGAUUUAGCCAAGGCGGCAUGUGAGAUACCCACGGAGAAUAACCACUUGAGCCACACGUCCCUACCCUCAACACCUCUCGAUAUUGGAUCAGAAAAGAGGUCAAAUGAAAGUCAGCAGCCUGCACGAUCGAGUCAAAGGGAUGAUAUAGCGUACUUGCACCAUACGUCAGGCACAUCUUCUGGGCUGCCGAAGCCCAUACCUCAGACUCAAAAUGGAGCGGUAGGUGUGCUGCCCGCCCUUGACGGCAAGAAUCAGGCAACUUUCACAACCACACCACUCUACCAUGGUGGUCCCGCUGACAUAUUCCGAGCGUGGACGAGCAGUGCUAUGAUAUGGUUGUUCCCCAGUCAGUCCUUACCAAUAACUGCCAAAAAUGUCGUGCAAUGCCUCGAAGUUGCGGAAAGGUCAGCAGCUCAGGGCACCACGCCGUCCGUCAAGUACUUCACAUCUGUACCAUACAUACUACAAAUGAUGGCUGCAGAUCCUGAAGGCUUGAAGCACCUGCAAGGCAUGGACCUCGUAGGCGUUGGUGGCGCAGCGCUUCCUGCCGAUGUUGGCGAUCAACUUGUUCAGCAAAAUGUCAACCUGGUAUCACGCUUCGGAAGUGCAGAAGUUGGAUUUUUACUCUCAUCGCACCGAGAAUAUGAAAAAGAUAAGGAGUGGCAAUAUCUACGCCAAAGUCAGAAAGUCACACAGAUUGAUUUCGAAGCACGAGACGAAGGAUUACAUGAGCUCAUAGUCAAAGCAGACUGGCCACAUAUGGCAAAACGAAACCAUGAGGACGGUUCUUACUCAACCUCGGAUUUGUUUGCGAGGCAUUCAAGCAUAACGAAUGGAUGGAAAUAUCAUUCCAGAGCAGACUCGCAGCUGACCUUAAUCACAGGCAAGAAGUUUGAUCCUAGUCCGUUAGAGGAUGCUCUUGCUGCUAGCUCAACUCUACUGUCUAAUGUGCUCGUUUUUGGUAACGGUCAACCUUAUCCAGGUGCUCUUCUUUUCCGAUCGAAUGACGCUAAGGAUAAAAGCGACUCGGAUAUCAUCAAUGAGAUCGCGCCAAACGUCGAACGUUUGAACACUGAGAACCAGUCUCAUGCACGGAUACCACGCAGUAUGCUGAUACCGAUGCCGUACGAUGAAUCACCCCUUGAGAAAAGCAGUAAAGGCACGAUUCUCCGAAACAAGGCUGUCGAAAGAUAUGCGAGCAAUAUUGAACAAUCAUAUAACGCAGUCCAGGUGGAUGGUACUCAAGUAUCUGAUGAGAAAGUGCCGGAGACAAUACUUGGCUUGAUCGAAACGAUUGUGGGCAAGGAGAAAGGUGCAGAUUUGAGGCUCGAUGUCGAUCUCUUUUCGCACGGUGUAGAUUCUGUCGCCUGCGUUCAGAUACGGCAUGGACUUCGACCUUUAGUUCCAAAAGAAACACAAUUGCCUCUGACAGUUGUGGAGGACUCUGUGACAGUUGCAGGACUAUCUGAAACGAUCAUAAAAUUGCGCCACGGUCAAGCUGAGGACACAAAGAACGAUCAACGGCAUCGGAUUGUUGAUGUUGUCAAGGAGUUUACCAGACUAGAUGAUUCGAGACCUGUGGAAACAAUGACAGACGGAUUUACCACAGUCGUUGAGCCGCCAGGCAAGACGGUACUUCUGACGGGACCCACCGGUUCUCUAGGUUCGAAUGUACUACACCAGCUUUUACGACGAACAGACAUCAAUCGCCUGUAUCUCCUAGUCAGAGGCGCAACACCACAAGCAGCACGCGAACGUGUUGUCAAAGCGCUAACCUCCCGCAACUUGCCUCUUCCAGACGACUUUGACCAGAAAGUCACCAUACUCCAGUGCAAACUAUCAGAUCCCGACCUCGGAAUCCCUUUCUCGGACUACUCAACUCUCCAAAGCGACGUAGACAUUGUCCUCCAUCUCGCAUGGUCCGUCAACUUCCUCCUCUCCCUCCAAAGCUUCACACCUCAUUUCGCAGCUAUCCAGAAUCUGCUCAACCUCUGCCUAUCCUCGACUCAACGCAGACCACCACGCCUCGUCUUCUGCUCCAGCGUCGCCGCCGUAUCCAACGACCCAUCCUUCACCACACCCAACACAACAAACGUCCCCGAGAACCUAAUCGCAGACAUCGCAGCCUCCAGCCAGACAGGCUACGGCCUCUCAAAACUAACAGCAGAACUCUGUCUCGCCCGAGCCGCCACGUCCAUACCGUCCCUACGCAAUCGCAUCACCAUCCUCCGUGUGGGCCAGCUCUCCGGCGAUACAGAACACGGCAUAUGGAGUAAAUCGGAAGCAUAUCCGCAGAUCCUCGCGACCGCAAAGAUCACAGAUGGCACCUUACCAGAUCUCGGAUCGGAGGAAAAACUGACAUGGUUACCCGUCGACGUCGCUGCGAAAGCAUUUGUGGAAGCUAGUUUUGUGGAGUCCAGCAUGAUUGGAGGCGUGCCGACUGAGCAUGUCAAGCAUAAGCAGGGUGAGCAGCCGGAGAUGGUAGCUCAGCUUACCAAUGGAGCGAACGAGAAAGCAAAAGAUACAAUGACGAUAGAUAUUGAUGCCGUCAAGGUCUUACAUCUCGUCAACCCUGACGCGGAGCGAACAUUCACGGAUUUCGUGCGUAAGUUGCAGACACUAUUACAGAGCAACAACACCGAGAAAGAUACGAAGUCAAGUCAGAUCCGCCUCGUCCCAGCUCAAGAAUGGCUACAGAAACUUGACCAGCUACAACAAAACAGCGAAAAAUCCACCAAUGGAGCUCAAUCUCUGCUUCGUCUCCUCCCCUUCUGGAAACAGGCGUAUGCAGGUAGGAAGCCAUCAUCAGCUAGUGAUCCCUCACAAUCAAGCGCCAAGGAGAAAGAAGGUAAAGCAGGAUUGUUUUUCGAUGUGCACAACUCACUGCUCGCGAUGCCUACACUGACAUAUUGGCUUGGUCUCAGCACGGUUGAGGCCAGGAAGACGCAGGGCCAGGCGGAAGAAAGCUCGGGAGGUAGCGCUGCUGCAGCAGUGGUUCCUGAUGGUGAAGAAGAUAGAGGGUAUAGUGAGCUGUUGAAGGACGAUUAUGUGUUGAAGAUCUGGAAUUGGGUGCGGGAUAAUGUACCAUAG